AUGAUCUCAGCAAUAUGUCGUCCUAUUGUUCCAAGGAUUUACUGCCGAGGUUUAUGCUCAACUGUAUCACAAGCAGAUUAUGAGAAAGCAGCUGAGGACACACUGGAGAGGCUCUCCGAUUAUCUGGACGUUUUGCCUGACCAACUACAAGUGUCAUCCGAUUAUGAUGUUACAAAUGCCAUGGGCGUGUUGACAGUAGUCAUAAGCAAGCAAAUAG
Molecule: messenger RNA, 217 nt
Organism: Cooperia oncophora
Lineage: Eukaryota; Metazoa; Nematoda; Chromadorea; Rhabditida; Trichostrongylidae
Source: the annotation of a GenBank genome assembly